Molecule: messenger RNA, 2452 nt
Organism: Pseudo-nitzschia multistriata
Lineage: Eukaryota; Bacillariophyta; Bacillariophyceae; Bacillariales; Bacillariaceae
Source: the annotation of a GenBank genome assembly
CGAAAAACUUCUCUCUCGACAAGACACGAUCGAAAGCACAAAUCCGAUUUUCUCUAAACGACAAUCUCAAUCAAAGCAAAAGACACCAAAAAUAGAACAAAACAAUGCCACCCGCUAGCGUUGCUUCUCUCCCCGAAKGGGACAUGACGAUCAACAAAAUCGACAGCCUCGACGAACUUCACACGAAGCCAACUAUGGAAAACCCGGUCAAGAAGAAGGCCCGAACCGAGAAAGGUACGUACGGUCUUGCACUCGUGCUCUACCGAUGCGUUGAGUCGGAGAGCAGAGCACAAUGUGUUGGAAAUGGAAUUCUUGUUUUGCACUUUAUUGUCUCAACGAACUGCGUUGCUUUGAUUUAUUUUUCUCCUAGACAAUGACGACGAUGACUCAUGUAGGGGCAUUCCAAAGCCGGAGUUCACCAAGAUGGACCACAUCCCUAUCACCACCCAUACCAAUGCCUUUGGGGUCGACCCGGUACCGGUGUUGUGGAGUCACCCCAACCCGGAGGUCCGCGGGCCGAUCAUUUCCACCGUCCGCCACGCGGCUCAGAGGAACGCCAUUGGGGCGCAUCAGGGAAGCUAUUGCAUCUACACCGGGCUUGCGGUAGCGGCGAAAAAACUGGACCCGGACUACGUUCCGAAUUUUAAGGGAACCUCUCCCGUCUUUAAGAUUGGGCCCCAUCCGUCCUGGGCCGAUCCGAAGAAGAUUGCAGGUGUGUUUAUUACGUCGUGGCCGCUGUCUGUCUAUUUUCGAAGUCAUGGACGUGUUCCUUUUUUGUCUUCGUCUUUCAUCUCACCCCAUUAUUCCCACCGAACCAUACCACAUUAGCUCUUGACCCCUUUGGUCACGUGACUACCGAGGUUUACGGAGACUGGCUGAAGAAGGGCUGGUGAGUUGAACAACGUCGUUUUGUCGUUUCUAGCUACCAAUUCUCGCUUUUGUUCCCGCACAUGCUCAUAUACUCCCAACUGUUUCUUAAAAACCAACAAAACAGGGACAUUCGCCCCACGAUGGCGGUGACUAAAGCCCACCUAGAUCUGCCAGAAUGCCGAGAGGCUCUGGCCGCGGGGCGUCUCAAGGCCGACGGUAAGAUCCUGAUGCCUUCCGGGCAGUCGAUUGUUUCGAAGGCAGCUAUCGAGCCCGUCUGGUACCUUCCCGAAAUCGCUCGCCGGUUCGAAACCACCGAAUCGAAUCUCCGUCGCUCUAUUUUUCGUAUGACUAACGGAAUGUAUCCCGAGCUCAUCACGCGUCCCGACAUCAAAGUCUUUCUUCCUCCCAUUGGUGGUGAGUUGCCUGUUGUGUUGCUGUGCCGCCUCGCUCUUUGACUGAAGGGAAAGGAACGAAAAGAACAGAACCCUAACAUCGACAUGUGUUUGUUUUUGAAAACUCGAACUCUUGCAGGUUUGACCAUUUACAUCUGGGGGGAUCCAGAAACGAUUCCAGACGAAAACAUUGAAUUGACAUGCCGUGUUCAUGACGAAUGCAAUGGGAGCGACGUCUUUGGAAGGUACGUGCGGAAAAAGUAGUAAAGAAAGCGCCAAAACACGAAGAAAUCUGACGAAAAAUUAUAAUUCUUUGUUUCUUAACUGCCGUCCAUUGAUCUAAACUCGCAACCACGGAAAUAACCCCGUGUAGUGACAUCUGUACCUGCCGCCCGUACCUGACACAUGCCAUCGAGGAAUGCAUCAAGACGGCGCAAAAGGGAGGAUGUGGUAUUGUCAUUUACUUCCGCAAGGAGGGGAGAUCUCUGGGAGAAGUGACAAAAUACUUGGUGUACAACUCGAGAAAGCGUCAGGAAGGUGGCGACCGAGCAGAGCGUUACUUUGAGUGCACGGAACAGGUUGCAGGUAAAUAAACAUCAAAACGCAUCGAUGAAAUGCAUAUGAAUGCAUUGCUAUCAUUUUUCUCACCUUGUUUUGUUUCGUCUACUUUCGUAUCUCUAGGCGUCCAAGACACCCGCUUCCAGGCACUGAUGCCCGAUCCGCUGCACUUUUUGGGAGUCACAAAGAUCCAUAAUUUUAUUUCCAUGUCCGACAUGAAGUACGAUGCCAUUGUAAACACCGGAAUCAAGGUUGUUAACCGAGUCGAAAUUCCUCCUGAGAUGGUUCCCGCCGACGCCCAGGUCGAAAUCACCGCAAAGGUUUUCCAUGGUUACAAUGCCGGGAAGGCGUAUCAGGAUGUGGAUGCCGACAAGCUGAAGCAGACUGUCGGCCGCGAGUAUACCUUGGAUGAAGAACCGAGUGAUGAUUGCUCGAGCAGCACGGGCUCCGCAGAGGAAGAGAGCCCUUGCUGCAAAAAUGGUGUGUGCAGCAAGAACAAAGAGUAAUGUACUUAGUCCUUCUGCAACGAAGUGUGGCAGGUCAACAAUCUCAUGCCUCUAUGAUAGCAGUUUAUUCGGAAAUCAAAAUAGUGCACGGUGGAAGCUCUAGAAAAAUACAAGCUAAAAAAUUAU